Messenger RNA from Emiliania huxleyi CCMP1516, 1059 nucleotides. RefSeq lists its product as hypothetical. Lineage: Eukaryota; Haptophyta; Isochrysidales; Noelaerhabdaceae. The transcript has 3 exons. The coding region runs from base 1 to 1059 and encodes 352 amino acids. The record is from RefSeq and is a predicted model, not a curated record.
AUGGCGGAGAACCUGGCUCCGGACGACGUGAACCUCGACCGGUCGAGGCCCUUCUGGUGGCGCAGGCUCACGGACUGCGAUCCCAUCUCGCUGGAGCCGCUGCGCCGGCUGCGUGUCGAGCCGUUUGAGCUCGCCGCGAGCGAGGAGACUUCUCACUCCUACUUCUUCGACGCGAGGCUGCUGGCCUCGUACCUGGUGAGCUCGGGCUCGUUCGCGCAUCCGAUCUCGAGGCGCGAGCUCACGCGCGACGACUGCGUCCGGCUCGACGCCCACCUCCGCAAGCACCGGCUCGGCAAGGCGUGCGUGGAGCACGCCUGGGAAAACAAGGAGGACUACAAGAGGCAGAAUGCGGCAACGAGCCAGGAGGAGUUUGUGGAGAGCGUGCCGCUCGGCGGCGCGCAGAUCUCCUCUGCCGCCGACUUCCCCUCCCUCGGCGACGCCUCCGCGUUCCCAAGCCUCGGCGGCGGCCCCGCACCGCGGCCCUCCUCGUCCGCCGCCGGCGUGGGAGGCUGGUCCCGCGCGGUCGCCUCUGCCGCGCCGGCGCCGCCUCCGACGAUGGCGCAGACCGCCUUCGCGUCUGCGGAGCCGCCGCCGUCGAUCGACUCGGCGGAGGCCUUCCCGACGCUCGGCGCGGCGAUGCGGUCGGGCGUGCCGCCGGCGAGGCGCCUCGACAGGGACGAGCUCGUCCGCCGCAACCGCAGCCUGCAGGCAGCGCUGUCCGGCUCGCUGGCGGGCGAGGGGCGCGAGCGCGGCAUGGGUCUCUUCAAGGUUGCGUCGCUCGCUUUCCAGCGCGGCGCCUCCGACGCCACCGCCUACAUCGCCGCCUUCGUCCACGUCUUUGGCAACGAGGCCGCGCUGGUGCACCUGCCGGAGCUCAUCGCCCUCUGCCCCGACGCGCCAAAGCAGGCCGACCUCGGCCGCGCGUUUGACGUCUUCCGCGCGGAGCGUCUAGCCGAGCGGGGCGCCGCCGUCGAGCGGAGCGCCGCAGGGGUGGGCACGUUUGGGAGGGGGGGCAGGAGCAACGGCUGGGGCCGUGGUGGACGCCGCGGAGGAGGGUGA